AUGGCUGACAAUGAUUUGCAUGCCAUACUAGAAGAAGAAUUUAAUAAAUUAAUGCACGAAGAAGAAGUUUACCAAUCAAAAGGAUCGGGCUUUUCAAUUGACAGCGUCGAAGGUUUAUUACUAAGUGUUAUUAUGGCAAAAUAUGUUGACGCGCCAAAUCCAAGCAGAAUUAGUCACUACUUAAACGCACCAGUUAACUACGAUUUUUCAGAAUUAAACUAUCCAGUAGAAGUCAAGGACGUCAAAAAAUUCGAAAAAGGAAAUCCGGGUGUCUCUGUGAAUGUGUAUGGGUUGAAAAUAUGUGAGCCGACAUGCAACGUCGAUAAAAUACACAACCCCCCAAAAAACAAAGAGUAUAUUGUUGUUCCUUACAAGAUAAACGAUCAAGAGUUGAACAAUCAUUUCGAUAUUCUAUUGUUUAAUGAUGAUGAAUCAACUAAUGGUGAUAAAUAUCAUUAUGCCUACAUUAAGAAUUUUUCUCGUUUGCUGGUAUCUAAUGCUCAAACAGCUCAGCGAUUAUUUAAUAAACCAAAUUUUAAAUACAUUACAUAUUAUACUGAUGAAUUCUGCGCCAUUCACUUGUUUCACGAUGCUCUUAUUUUUGAUAAACCUAUAUAUGCUGGUUUUAGCGUGUUAGAAAUAUCAAAAACAUUGAUGUAUGAUUUUCAUUACAACACCAUGAGAAAAAUGUAUAAUGGACACAUCGAGCUUUGUUAUAUGGACACAGAUUCACUCAUUUAUUUCAUACAUACAGAAGAUUUUUACGAUGAUGUAUUAAAGAAACCUGGCUUUUUAGAAAAAUUAGAUACCUCAAACCUAGAUCCUAAUCAUAAAUGUUAUCGAACAGAACGCGCUAAAUUACCAGGGACCUUUACAGACGAAGCCCUUGGAAAAAUCAUAGCUGAACUUAUUGCUCUCAGGUCAAAAUCAUAUGGAUACGAAAUGGACGGUAAAGAGAAAAUCAAGGCCAAAGGGGUGUCUAAGAUUGUAGUUAGUAAUCAUGUCACGUUAAUGGAUCAUAAACAAUGUCUUUUCAAGGGGUUGUCUACCCCACACAUUCAAGAAGUAGACGAUAAUUACUCUGCUGAGCGGGAGAUGAUAUCAUUCAGGUCAAUCAAACAUAAAAUAAAAACGAUGAAGACUAGAAAACUUGCACUAAACCGUUAUGAUGAUAAGAGGAUAGUUGGUACAGAGUAAAGAAUCGGAUUGAAGAAGNGACCCGA
Molecule: messenger RNA, 1223 nt
Organism: Daktulosphaira vitifoliae (grape phylloxera)
Lineage: Eukaryota; Metazoa; Arthropoda; Insecta; Hemiptera; Phylloxeridae
Exons: 6
Coding region: 1-1197 (398 amino acids)
Source: RefSeq, a predicted model, not a curated record